GGACUUGGGUUGAGGGGUUACGUAAUAUCCCUGCGCCUCCGAGUGCAGGACAUGACUUUUAAAACGGGGCUGCGAAAUUUGGAGGAUUUUUAUCACUGAAACCGAUUCAGUUCCACGAUGUCCUUUUCCAGUCUACUGAGAUGCAAAACUCUGCUGUCGUUACCGUGCAGAACCGCGUUAAGGAGGUUCUCCACUCAAACAGACGGAGAAGUCCGGAUUGCAAAGGUACUGAAAGAGAAGUUUCCGCUCGCGACUUCGCUGAAGGUUGUGGACAUAUCAGGAGGCUGCGGCGCAAUGUAUGAAAUACACAUCGAGUCAGACGAGUUCAGAGGGAAGAGAACAGUGCAGCAACACCAGUUAGUGAAUCAGGCACUCAAGGAAGAGAUUAAAGGAAUGCAUGGACUGCGAAUAUUCACCGAUGUUCCGCAGAAGUAGACUCAGCUAUUGUUCACUACACACAGAUCUCUACUAUGCUAGUCAACUCUUGCACCAGAGUAUCAUAUUCCAAUGAUUCCUUUGAAGCACUUCAAGUAAAUUAUUACAAGCUAUUUAAAGAAGUAUGAAAUAUCAGGGAAAUCUUUUAGAGAAAAUGGUGACAUACAACAUUAAUAGCAAACGCAAUAGUUUGCAUUCUGCUACCGUACGCACAACAUGCGUCUUUUGAACGCUGUAAUACGCACAAAAUGAUACAGUAUGACAGUGUAGCAUCAGUCACGAUGACACACUGUUGUAUCCUGAGUAAGAGAGGACCUAGCAAGCAACUGAAUAUGCAGGGUAUAACUGAUUUAUAUGUGAGACCAGUGAUUUUGGACAGACUUUAUAGUUUUGUUAUGACUUUAAAUGAGACCUAAUCUUCUGUUGCAAGUCUGAGACUUGUUUUUCAUCUGUGCUGUUUUUGUGAUUAGGAGCUAAAAGCCAUUAAAUCACAUACAAUUUAUUUCUGUUUA
Colossoma macropomum (tambaqui) is the source of this 947-nucleotide messenger RNA. RefSeq names its product bolA family member 3 (gene bola3). The transcript has 4 exons. The coding region runs from base 118 to 435 and encodes 105 amino acids. NCBI's taxonomy places the organism in Eukaryota, Metazoa, Chordata, Actinopteri, Characiformes, Serrasalmidae. The record is from RefSeq and is a predicted model, not a curated record.